Messenger RNA from Erythranthe guttata (spotted monkey flower), 1485 nucleotides. The record is from RefSeq and is a predicted model, not a curated record. Lineage: Eukaryota; Viridiplantae; Streptophyta; Magnoliopsida; Lamiales; Phrymaceae.
AUGCGGCACAGCAGGAGGAGAAGUGGAUAUGAGCCGUCGGAUACAGAGACGGAUUGGCAAGAAGACAGGAGAGACGAUGAUGAUGAUGACGAAAGCAUGACAAUCAUGACCAACAACAACAACAACAACAACCGUCCUCCUAUGCAGCACCCAAUCUCCAAUAGGAGACACAACAGCACCAAGUCCCCAUUUAAAUCCAAUAUCAAUAAUAUUGGUAAUGGUAAUGUUAAUUCUCUUCCACGUAGAACUUAUUCCGAUAAUAAAUGUCGAAAUCAUAGUCCAUUUUCGCUGUCUGAGAAGAGGAGGUCUUAUGCUGAUAACAGUAAUUGUUGUCACUUUUUGGAAUCUGAAACUAGGACUAGUGAUCAUCCUCCUCAUCAUCAUAACCACACCAAAAACAACUCUCACCAAAAUAUUUCUCCAUUCAAAACUAGUGUUGUACCAGAUGAUUUCAAUAAUCAUGAUGUUAGCUCCGGGAGGCAAAGAUCAACUAGUACUUGUAAGAAUAGGAGGGCAGCAUCCGCUCCAAGAUUCAGAGAAAAUUUGCCGAAUCAUAAUCAAUUACUCCCUCCUUCGGUUGAAAUAUUAAUGGUUCCACCUUCUAAAAAUAAUAAUGGUCAUUUCCAUGACAGCAUCGACUCCAUUUCUCCAGGGGACAUUUUCUUUUCAAAGGACUAUAUUGAUAAAAACACCUUCAUCAACAAUGUUAAGACCACCACAUUGCUCCCCAAGCCACCAGGUUUUCUUGAUAAUAGAACUAAUAAUUAUAAUAAUCCUCGUCCGACCCUCAAUCAUCAGAAUAUGACUAGCUCUGUUGUGAGCAGACAUAGUAGUAAUAUAAGCGAGUCUAGUGAUAGGACAACUGCCAGUACCAGAAAGUUUGUAAAUAACAUAAGAAAGAGCAGCUCCCAUUCUGACCAUGCAUGGUUCUCUUGCAUCAACAAAGGUUCUUGCAAGAAAUCAAAUAAAUCCCCAGAAAAAGACAGGCCGCCACCUUUCGAUGAAGCUUCUUUCAUUGGGAAGGCCGUUGUUGUUGAGAGCUUGAGACCAUUCUGGGCCGAUAAACAUCAGCCAGCUUCACUCAUUGGAUUCAUCUGCCACAACCAACAAGCUCACCUUCUCCACCAAAUUGCGAACAAUGAUGUCUUCCCACACAUCUUGUUCAAAGGACCACCUGGUACUGGUAAGAAGGCACUCACGAUGGCUCUCCUCCGUGAGAUAUAUGGCGAUCCUGUCUGGAAUAUCUCUCAUGACUUACGAUACUUCCACAUUCUGGAAUCAAGGCCGAUGCAAGUAGUAGUUCCUGUAACAACAAGUCCUCACCAUGUGGAACUCAAUGUAUACUUAGAGCCUAAAGCAGCAUAUGCAUUAACAGCUUUAGUCAAACAAAUAAGCACUGAACGAUCAGUCACACCUGAAAUCAGUGUAGCUCCAAAUAAGGCAGAUUUUAAAGGUAGUUAGGUCAUAUAUAUCUCUGUAACAAUU